AUCUAGUAGUUUCUGACUUUAGGCAUCCGUCAAAAGUUCAGGAGCUGUUUAUUUUCCACGAGGCAUAUCACAAUUCCAUCUGCGAGCACCGUUGUGAGCACAUCAAAAAUAAAACAAACCAAAUUCCGAUGAAAAACACCUAUUGGAAAUAGCUAUUUUUUGUGUGUACACACGUAAAUUCGCUCCCCACAGUGUUCAUUCCGUCCACUCUUCCUUCCUUCCUUUGGUUCAUCUUUGGUUCGAUCCUACCCGUCGUCGACGGCUCCAAAAUGUGCUGCAAUCCCGGAGGCUGCUGCAAUCUGCCCACCUGCAUCCAGUGCACGAACUUCUGUUUUAAUUGCUGGACAGGAACUGCUGCUGUGCCAUGUUGCCGCAGAAGCUGUAUUCCUGGAUGCUGUGGCAGUCCAAGGUGUCGUUGCUGAAAAAACUACUUAAAUUUCUGUGACUCUACUACUAAUAAAAAAAAAGAAGAUGAAGCAUGUAA
Messenger RNA from Drosophila biarmipes, 484 nucleotides. Its product is annotated as keratin-associated protein 9-1. The transcript has 2 exons. The record is from RefSeq and is a predicted model, not a curated record. Lineage: Eukaryota; Metazoa; Arthropoda; Insecta; Diptera; Drosophilidae. Bases 270 to 422 code for a protein of 50 amino acids.